AUGAAGACAGGGGCUUUUAUACAGAGACUUUCCACUCUGCAGCAUGGAUUUACCAAGGAGAUGAUGGGGACUCAGGGGCCAUUCCUCCCAGCCUCAUCACUAGAACUCGUACUAUCUCAAUUCGUGAGAGGACUGUCAAGAUCAGCAAAGGAACAGGAGAGUAUCCUUGGGGCUUUCGAAUACAGUUUUCUAAACCAAUUGUCGUUACAGAGGUUGACACAAGGAUGCAGGAUAAUUCAACUCAUUGGAGUUUCCAGAGUAAGAAAAAAAACACAAUCCAAUUCCCUUGGCUACGGUGAACAGAUGUCCCAGUUUCAAGAUGGGGCAGCUGAGGAAGCUGGGUUGAUGGUAGGAGACUAUGUCCUGGCUGUCAAUGGAACUGAUGUCACCAGCAUCCCUCAUUCUGAGGCUGCUGAUUUGGCUAGGCAAGGUCCAGAUGUUCUAACGUUGACCAUUGGGUCAGACAUUGCUCGUGGUCCUAAUACGCCAAGACCAGCUUGUCGUGGUUAUCUUCACAAGCGUACCCAGUCUGGUCUGAUUAAAGGCUGGAGGAAGAGGUGGUUUGUACUCACACAUGACUGCUGCCUUUACUACUACAGACACAAACGGGAUGAAGGCAAGAGGCAGGCUUUAUCUGCAGUAAAGCUGGAAGGGGCUGAUGUGGGACCAGAUAUUUCGCUGGGAAAACCAUUUGUGAUGAGGUGCCGCCCUCAGUCUGGUAAUCGGGUGUACUUCUUCUGUGCUACUUCCAACCAGGAAAUGAAAAGGUGGCUGGAGGCUAUGGAGAAAGCUAUUCAUCCAAUCACACAGAACCACGUGUGGGUGGAUGUCACCAGACAUAACUCUAAUUUGCCCCCACUGGCUGUGAAAAACCCUGAUUGUCUUGGAUUGCUUCAUAAAAUGGACAGAGACAAGGACAUGUGGUUGCAGCACUACUGCAUUCUGAAGGAUGGUUGCCUCUACAUGUACAGUGGCAUCCGCGCUACUCAUGCACUUGGUGGGAUCUACCUUCAUGGGUACAUGGUGCGAGAGCAACCUUUUGGAUUCAAGAAAUCCACCAUUGAGCUGAAACCUCCAUCGGAUGAGUUCAAGACUUUCUACCUCUGUGCUGAAAAUCCUAAUGAGAAUAAACGAUGGAUCAUAGCUAUCAAAGCUUCAAUAAAGAAGUGGCUGCCUUUACAUCAGGCCCUUCAGGACUACAUAAAUGGACCACCAGAAGAGACCAGGAUGUGA
Molecule: messenger RNA, 1233 nt
Organism: Thunnus maccoyii (southern bluefin tuna)
Lineage: Eukaryota; Metazoa; Chordata; Actinopteri; Scombriformes; Scombridae
Gene: pdzph1
Product: PDZ and pleckstrin homology domains 1
Exons: 10
Coding region: 1-1233 (410 amino acids)
Molecular function (GO): protein binding
Source: RefSeq, a predicted model, not a curated record